AUGGCAAAUGAAAUGCCACCAUCAUAUAAUCAAGCAAUGGAUGAAACUAAAAAGGGAGAAACAAACUUGUCUUUUGACGGUGAUCUUAUUCACAGAUCACAGGAAAUCCCUAUCGCAACCCAACCAGAGAGUCAAUAUUUUGAAGAACAACGGACAGUAAGGACUAGCAAUGGUCACACGCAAAUCUAUGUUGUCCAAAGCAUGGGGUCAGAUCAGGGAAUUCAUUUUCGAUAUCCCCAGAGGAUUUAUUGCGACCAGUGCCAACGAACUGCAAUCACUCGAACGACAGAAGCAGCUCAUGCUCCUCUUUCAUUCCUUCUUUGUUUCACAAUGUUCUUGUGCGGCUGUUGGCCUUGCUGCUUCAUUCCAUUUUGUUGCAGGUACAUGCGAGACAUCGAGCACUAUUGCGGAAACCCAAGUUGUGGAAGAUAUAUUGGUACUUAUCGUGCUGAAUGCUAA
Oikopleura dioica is the source of this 459-nucleotide messenger RNA. The record is from the annotation of a GenBank genome assembly. NCBI's taxonomy places the organism in Eukaryota, Metazoa, Chordata, Appendicularia, Copelata, Oikopleuridae.